Messenger RNA from Drosophila willistoni, 1512 nucleotides. RefSeq names its product fibrinogen-like protein 1. The record is from RefSeq and is a predicted model, not a curated record. The transcript has 3 exons. The coding region runs from base 86 to 1417 and encodes 443 amino acids. NCBI's taxonomy places the organism in Eukaryota, Metazoa, Arthropoda, Insecta, Diptera, Drosophilidae.
AAACAUUCCCGUAGUUGAACUUGUCAAGUGGACACAAAAUACAAAAUAACUCAUAUAUUUUAGAUAUUUUGGAAUAUUUCCCAGAAUGAUUCUACAAGUUAUCAUUCAACUUUGUUUCCUACUUGGAUUCCAAAAGAAUUGGGGAUUUUCAGUUGCGGAAGACAAUCUCUCCAAAUGCUUCAAGUCCGGGAAACCUAUCCUCGAAUAUAUAUCCAACUUAAAAGAUGAAAUCAGAGCAACCAAACAAAAGCGCCUGGAGUUUGAACAGGAUAACAAUAAACUUAGAGAGAGAUUAUUGAAAAUAAGCUAUUUAAAAGCCCAAGACGAUGCGAAGAGUGAUCAGAUUAAUAGAUUGCGCACAGCGAAUGAAGACUUGAGAACAGUACUCUGGCAAUUCGCGGAGCAACAGAAUAAUAUUGGACGAAUCGAAGGGUACAUCAUUGACAUGUUGAACAAGCAGAAGAACGAGAUUGAAGAAGGGAAACAUAAUGAAGCCAAGGUUCAGGAAGAGUUAAAAAAAGAAAUAGAAGAAUUACGAAAAGGUGAAACGAAAUCUAAAUCUCAAACUGAAAUAGAGAUGAAUUUGAAGAGCAUCAUAGAAAGUUUAAAUAGGAGUUUAGCAACCGAAAAGGCGAAUCGAAUUGAAGCAUUUAAAAAGCUUGCAUCUAAAAGUAAAGAAUUAGGAAACUGUAAGGCUAAAGUAAAGAAUUGUAGCAAUGAAAUAAAAGAAUUAAAUUCUCAGGUAAAUUCUUAUAAAAAGAACAUAACAACAACUAGACUAGACUUGUGUAAGGAAAGAAUACCGAACACCGGUUGUAAGGGCCACGCAUCUGGAAUUCAUAUGAUCGCAGUUAACAAACUUGAUCCUUUUUCUGCCUUCUGCAACGGGGAUAUAGAAGGUGGUGGAUGGAUAGUAAUUCAGAAACAAUUUGAUGGUAGCGUAGACUUUAACAGAACUUGGACGGAGUAUCGUCAAGGUUUCGGGAACGUUGGGGGAGAAUUCUUUAUUGGGCUCGAAAAACUGCAUAGCAUAACGAAUUCCGGAUCCUCUGAACUGUAUAUGCAAUUAGGUUUUUUUAACGGAAGCUUCAACUUUGCUGCCUAUGAUAAUUUUAGCAUUGGUAGUGAAGACGAGAAAUAUGAAUUAAAAUCGCUGGGUCGAUUUAGAGGAACAGCUCCAAAUAAUAUGAACUAUCACUUAAAUCAGAAGUUCUCGACCUUUGAUCAGGACAAUGAUCCAUGGGUUGAGGGAAAUUGUGCUUUCGCGGUUGGUGGCGGUUGGUGGUACAAAUACUGUCUUCGUGUCCAUUUUAACGGCAGAUAUUAUAAAAGUAAAGUCAACAAAAUCAACAGUAUAAACUGGGGAGCUGAUUUCGAAUCUCUUAAAUCUGCCCAGAUGCUCAUCCGAUUAAAAUAACGUCUAAGGGUAUCUUAACAUCUACGAAAAUCUUCCAAAACUGUCAAUGAAUGUGUAACUUAUCAUCAAAUAAUAUUCUUGUUAUAUGCACUUUA